GUCUGUAAAUGGGAAAGGAAAACGUGCGACCACUCCUCAGAAUCGAGAAGCUCGCGGAGGGAUUCGCUUCGCUUGCAAAAUCAGCUAACCGGCGAUGGGGUCCGGAGCUCGCGCCGCCCGCGCCACCGUCUGCCUCGCCGUCGCUCCACUCCUUCUCCUACUCCUCGCGCGCGGCGCCGAGGGUGUCGGGCUCUGGCUGCCGCCGCCGGGGGCCGGCAGCGGGCAGCUGGGCGCCGCCCCCAACAGGUACCUGACGCGGGAGGAGCACUGGAUGACCCAAACCCUCGACCACUUCUCCCCCACCGAUCAUCGGCAAUUCAAGCUGCGGUACUACGAAUUUCUUGAUUACCAUCGCGCUCCAAAUGGGCCGGUCUUCUUAUAUAUAUGUGGAGAAGCUUCAUGCAGUGGGAUUUCUAACAACUACUUAGCUGUGAUUGCGAAGAAGUUCGGCGCUGCUUUGGUUUCUCCUGAGCAUCGAUAUUAUGGAAAGAGUUCCCCUUUUGAUAGUUUGACGACGGAAAAUCUAAGGUUCUUGUCAUCAAAGCAGGCUUUGUUUGAUCUGGCUGUCUUCCGCCAGUAUUAUCAGGAAAAAUUGAAUGCAAAGUACAAUCGCACAGGAGCAGACAAUCCUUGGUUUGUGUUUGGAGGGUCAUACGCUGGAGCACUCAGUGCUUGGUUCCGAUUGAAAUUUCCUCACUUGACAUGUGGAAGUCUUGCAAGUUCAGGAGUUGUUCUUGCUGUUUACAACUUUACUGACUUCGACAAACAGAUUGGGGAGUCAGCUGGUCCAGAAUGCAAAGCAGCGCUUCAAGAAACAACAAGACUUGUUGAUGGACAACUUCAGGCUGGCAGCAACUCGGUGAAACAACAGUUUGGAGCAGCAACGUUAGGAAAUGAUGGUGACUUCCUUUACCUACUGGCAGACGCUGCAGCUAUUGCGUUCCAAUAUGGCAAUCCUGAUGCCCUGUGCUCCCCGCUAGUUGAGGCAAAGAAGAAUGGUACAGAUUUGGUGCAAGCAUUUGCUCAUUACGUGAACAAGUAUUACAUUGGGACAUUUGGGGCAUCAGUUGCAUCAUAUGAUCAACAGUAUUUAAAGAACACAACUCCUGCUGAAUCUUCAUAUAGAUUGUGGUGGUACCAAGUUUGCAGCGAGGUUUCGUUUUUCCAAGUGGCACCAAAAAAUGAUAGCAUCCGUUCUGCGAAGCUUGAUACUAGGUACCAUUUAGACUUGUGCAGAAAUGUUUUUGGGGAAGGAGUUUACCCUGAUGUGUCCAUGACAAACUUAUACUAUGGAGGCACAGGAAUUGCAGGUUCUAAAAUUGUUUUUGCAAAUGGCUCUCAAGACCCAUGGCGUCAUGCUUCUAAGCAGAAAUCAUCAAAAGAAAUGCCAUCCUACUUAAUUGAAUGCAGCAACUGCGGACAUUGCAGUGAUCUUUCUGGAUGCCCUCAAGCACCUUCAAAUAUCGAAGGUGAUUCAUCCAAAUGCUCACCUCCAGAAGCUCUCAACAAAGUUAGAAAGCAGAUCAUCGAUCACAUUGACUUGUGGUUGUCCGAAUGCCAAGAACAAGGGCAUGGCAGCGAGACGUCGCAGGGGAGUAGAUGGAGCAUAUCUACUUACUGAUCACCGGCGCAAAGGGGACAAGCAUGAUAUUGCUGUUACUACUGCAAAUAAUACAGGCAGAUAAGUGUUUCUCGGAGUCAGGGGCAUCCGCAUGGUUUCAAGCAUUCUCCCGCUUGACACUACUAUGUCACCGUGGCCGCAAAAUCUUGGUUUAUAUUAUGGGCAGGGAUGCUAGUUUGAACUUGCGGAGAAUAUUAUGAUACAUGUAUAUGUAACUGAAUCGAUCACCAAACAUAAUCGAUGCUGCUGAGCUUGAAAAUA
Molecule: messenger RNA, 1882 nt
Organism: Lolium perenne
Lineage: Eukaryota; Viridiplantae; Streptophyta; Magnoliopsida; Poales; Poaceae
Product: probable serine protease EDA2
Biological process (GO): proteolysis
Cellular component (GO): vacuole
Molecular function (GO): dipeptidyl-peptidase activity; serine-type exopeptidase activity
Source: RefSeq, a predicted model, not a curated record